GCAAUGAGGAUCUCUGCCUCCGGUUCCAUUGAGAAAGUGCUUCCUUCUCGCCCUUUAGAAGUGAGUGAAAGCUGCUCCCAAUGCAAAUCCCAGCAUAUAAACAUCACGUUCACAUGUAUCGUAGCCCGAGUCGGAGUGUUGACAUUUGGACAUUUCAUUACAUCCUGGACACAUCAACGUCAUCCACCGUCUUGAUUCAAUCAAACAACGAAGAUUUUCUAUUAUUCCCUAUGAAUUAAAAAAGAACUGGUUGCCACCGUACGGGUACAACUACCAGUCAGUCUCAGCUGUGGCACGAAAGAGAAAACUACAGACACACAAGUAUUUUUAAUGGUGAUUGGCGAUGGUGGUUAUUAAUAUCAACACUUAUUUAAAGUGAACUGCUGAGAGUUCGAAUACAGACAGAUUGACGCAACGCAACUCUAACACAGUUUAGUCAUCUAACUGUUUUCUAUACAAUCAUUUAAUGUGCCAAUAUUUUACAUUUUAAUUACGAGCUAUUUGGUGCUUUAGUAAAUACAAAGUUCAUAUUUUUUUUUUGCUUAAAUAAGUGAAUUAAUUCAACCGACCCAAACUAAUGUUCACCAACCCUAAACACAAUCUUAUUUCAUUGCAAACCUCCUCCUCGAUUCACCAUUGCUAGGUUAUACGCCAUGUUUUGAUAUUAUCAUCACACCCACAAUAAUGCAAAAUUAUUUAGUCGCAAUGUAAUUAAUAGAGAACGGGUAAUUUUUUAUAGAUUAUUUAAAUCCUACUCUCAUGUUACUCUUGUAGAAUAAUUGUAUGUAUGUCAAAUUUUAUAUAAGCGAGAUGAGUCAUUAUUUCGUGGUAUUCUGUGGUGCUCCUUGAUGGUGUUAUCAAUUGUACCAGUAUUUAAGAACAAAACGUGACAUUCUAUAUUAUAUACAUAAAUCACUGCUACUUACUUUAGUCUUUUUACACGACCUAACCAAAGCAGUAUAUAUAAAAAAGAGAUUAUGGGAUCAAGAAUACGGGAUAGGAAAACAGUGAAAAGGAUUUUCGAGUGUUACAUUGUCAUUGAGCCACCUUGGGCCGAGGGUUCGUCUUCAGAGCCAGGCGGACAGAAUGGAGGGAGUGUCACAAAUGGGGGCAGAAGGUCUCCCGGAUUGUCAGACGGUGGGACGCCCAUCAUCAAGUCCGUUUUCCCUGCCAAUUAUAACCAUCCCAACAUUCUCAAGUCUGCAGCUCAAUUUGCUUUUCCAUGUCCAACGAAUUCGGGAACAGUUGAGCUUUUCACGUAUGUACUUACGGGGGAGGAUUCAAAGUGGACAUUUGGGUACUGCCGACAUCACAAUGGAUCGCAGUCUGGAGUAGUUUUUCUUACAUUUCUUCCGUGGCAAGAAAUUUUCUACAGACUGUUGAACUACUGCGCGGAGAUUGAUGAGGUCAAGGUGGUUGCGUUUUUGGAUCGACUGUACACAAUUCCAGUGCCAGAAUCUGGCACCUGUUUGUAUGUCCCAACGAGUUCAAAGCCAUUCAUUUGUCCCGUGGCCCUAUCAAGUGAUCUCUCUUUGCCUUCCAUUCCGGAAAAUAGAAACGUCAGCGAAUUUUAUAAUGCUCUUGGUACGGAAUCCAUGCUAGUGUUGUUUACGGCCCUAUUAUCCGAGAGAAGAAUUGUCAUUACCUCAAAGAAGUUGUCAAGACUUUCUUCAAUAGUGAUGGCCUGCAACUUAUUUUUAUUCCCAUUCUGCUGGCAACAUAUUUUCAUUCCAGUCUUACCGAUGCAACUUUCCGAUUAUUUGUCAGCCCCAAUGCCGUUCCUAAUUGGGGUUCCCAUUUUUGUGUGGGAUCGUCUGCCCCCAGAGUCGCUAGGUCAGCUUGUUAGGGUGGAUGCUGACUCAGACACUGUGACUUCUCCAUUCCCAGAGGAUUUGGAUUCCUUGCCUCAUGAUGUGGGUAGCCUUUUACGAAAAAAUUUGACAGGAGAACGCGUAUUAGGGGAUGGACUUGCUCGAGCAUUUCUGAGAUCCCUGGCUCAAGUAAUGGGACAUUAUCAAGAAGCAAUCAGAGAUGAUGAUCAAAGUUUUGACUCUGAGCUCUUUGUACAAUUCGCUCAUCCAUCCCACAGACAAUUCAUUACAACAAAGCUGUUACGACUUCAAAUAUUUCAACAAUUUAUAGAAGAUAGGCUGCUAAAAAUACGAGCUGGAGAAUGCGAAUCGGACGAAUUUGAAUUAGAAGCACUGGGCUGGCGAGCUACUCGUACAAAUGGAAGAAAUGGUUUUCCAGUUUUUAAGAGUAUAUCUGGAAGUCAAAAUCGAACUGCAAUAAAGAAAGCAGGGAAAGCUGUGAUAAUGAGCGUUAAAAGAGAAAGUGGAAACAUUAUUGAAAGUGUGAAACAGAAUUCUGCUCUAAAGUCUGCUCUAAGACAGGUAAAGGAGGGUGGAAAAUCUGUGAAGCAAAAGAGUCACAUCGCUGUUUCAGAUAUAAAGUCAAAAUUCCAUGUUCCAAGUUCGUCUCGAAAUCCAGGAUCGACGGACUCAACAAGUCACAACGACCAAGGUUCAAAAAUGUAUGCCAGAUACCCAAACUCGAUGAGAGCGAUUCAAUCGGAAAAAGCACUAGAUCCAUCCAAAUCUAUGCACAUGUUGGGUGAUACAAGGGAUGACAACUUGCUACAUUUAAUGUCCUUUUCUUCAUCUGCAUCAACCAUGACUGACCUAAGCAAGAAUGCAGAGAGUGACAAAAUCAAGGUUAAACCCCGAUUAAGUAGAUCGGAGGAAAACCUUAUAGAUCUGGACUGUCCAACCGGACUUGGGUUCACGUUGGAAAACCCCUUGUAUGACUUGGUCUCUAACAAUUCUGUAUUUGAAGACAGCAAGACGGAUGCACAAUUGUUGCUAGAGUAUGGGCUGAGCGACUAUUUUAACCAAAUGAAUCUGACCAGUGAUAGCGACGCCAAUGAUAAUAAACGAACAACGUCGGACAAUUUCGAAUUAGAGUUUGGUGCAUCUCAGAAUUCAACCACAAGAAAUUCAACUACAAGUAGUUCGAGUCAAAAACGGUUAAGUACGAAUAUGAUGGGAGGACAACCCUCGUCCUCCUCUAGUUGGGCGACUUUUGAUUGAUUGUUAGUUGAUAUAAUUAUAAUACUUAUAAAAUAACAGUCGAAGAAUUUCAAACAAACUACUCUUCUUGACUAAUUACCACUCGAACCUCGAACUAUUACUGCUGCACUCUCUCUCUCUCUCUCUACGCAGCAUAAUUGAGGAUAUUUAACAAAUAUUAUGAUUUUCUACAAUUUUGCACACGCGUGGUUUAUGUUAGGUUAAAGCAACAACUUUUUGCAAUCUCUACAUUUUUAAUAUUUAAAAUAGUAAUAACAUAUAGUCAAUAACACUAACUGUAUAAACUACUACACUGACAUCAUUUCAUAGAAACGAAUAUUGCAUGUAUUCUUAUAUAAUUAAUAAUAGUUUCUAAUAAUGGUAGCGAAACCAAUAAAAAUAAUGAUGCUCCAGUUACA
This is a messenger RNA of Folsomia candida, 3487 nucleotides long. Its product is annotated as DENN domain-containing protein 1B. NCBI's taxonomy places the organism in Eukaryota, Metazoa, Arthropoda, Collembola, Entomobryomorpha, Isotomidae. Gene Ontology annotation, biological process: endocytosis; endocytic recycling. The record is from RefSeq and is a predicted model, not a curated record. Gene Ontology annotation, molecular function: phosphatidylinositol phosphate binding; guanyl-nucleotide exchange factor activity. Gene Ontology annotation, cellular component: cytosol; intracellular membrane-bounded organelle. Bases 978 to 3089 code for a protein of 703 amino acids. The transcript has 10 exons.